UUGCAUAGGAAAGCCCAGAAUUUCCUUGCCUGUCUGCUGGGCCCUUCCCCACAGAGCUCUAUGACUCACUGUGUGUCUCUGUAUCCCACUGUGUUGAUCUGAGUUCAGGGGAUAAUUUUAUAGUUUCCUGGGGUUUUCUAGUUUUGGUGAAAUGUUAGAUCUACCUAAGUUAAAUGUGGUUAUAGGAUGUGUAACCUGCCAGACAUGGUUCAUUUAAAUGUAAAGGUCUAAAACACAUCAUUUAUGAAAUAUGAUGAUUUUCCUAAGACUUUUUCAGCCCAUUACAUUGAGGAACACUUGUGCCCCACUUGGAAACCACCUUCCUUUCCCCUGUCCCAGGAAUAUUGUGUAACCUUCUGAAUUUGGUAGGUUGACCUGAGUAGUAUUGGUUGGUAUAUUAAGAACACUACAGUUUUGGCAUUCACCGUUUCUACACCUGUUACAUGCCUGAGGCCAUGACAGAUUUGCUGUGAAUUUAUGUCGAACCUGUUGAGCUGUAACUAAGGUCACCUCUGCUAUCACUCAGAGCAACCCAAUUUCAGAAUCUCCACAUAGACCAAAAAGUUGUAUUUCUUCAUUUUUAGGUAAAUGAAGCAGUAUAAAUGUAAUAUAAUUUUCUAGUGAAUUCUCCCUCAUCUGGUAAUACAUCUCCUAAUUGAAAACAUUGAAACACUCUUUUAUCCUUACUGUCUUGAACAUUUUAAACACAUAGCAAUAGCACCAUGAUGUGAAAACAAAUGAUAGAGUGAUCCAUUGAGCCAGUUAAACUGGGGGGAUGGUUAGAUAGCCAUUUUUUCCAGGAAAUUAGGAAUCCCUCUUUCCCACCCCUUUUUCACUCUGCAGUCCACCAGCUGAGCUGCGCAGUCUUAGUGUCCAGAGGAGUACACUUCAUUAGCAGCCAGCUCCGGCAGAGUGCAGGUGUCUACAGGUGAUCGGUGCUGCUGGUGCAGCAUGAGACGCAGGCACCGCUGCUGACUGAACCCAGCCCCUCACUCGACAGGUCCUGCAAAGGCUGCCUUGUAUGGAGCGUAAAAACAGUGCAAUGGGUCCAGCAGAAGCUACAGAGAUACAGGCCUGUGAUUGACAGCUUGUCCUAAUCAGGGGUGGGCCUCGUCGGAACCAGUGGAGAAAGCCAUAACGGAAAAAGGAGCAGUCUGAUAUUGUGAGUAAAUGUGAAAGAGGUUUCCUGUGAGGUCAGUCGUCUGUUCUACAGUCUGCACUAUUACUGUUGAGCCAACAAGCAGCAGUGUGGGGUCCACAACUGUUUAAUAUUAAUUAAGCUGUAAACUAUUGGCCACUAGAAAUUAGUGGAAAGUACCUAUGCGCUGGGACUGACAGGAGAAGAAGGCUGCCUUUGUUUCCCAGGUGCAGCGUCUGGUGUGUCUGUGUUAUUACUGGGUUGGGUUGCCCCUGACCUUGAGAGAAGCUAAAGUAGGGCAUAAAAACAAACUCCUGGAGCUGGAACAGUCCCGGAGAAAGACACCACAGGAAGUCCUGCCGAGCCCCGCUUAUUUUUCCACAUGGAAUGUCUGCCAAACCAUGUGACUGUGGGAAUGCCUCUCAGCCAGCUAUGCUCCUGUUCCCAUGGAGACUGCCAUUUAAACAAUAUGGACAAUGGAGUGCACUGCACAGUAGCCUGGUUGUGACUGCCAGGUCCGUUAGUGGAAAGCUGGAAGGCAGACAGUAAGGGUAAUCUAGACCAGUAGCUGACCACCAUCUUGGUCCAAAUGCAACAGUAAAGAAUAACCAAACAGAAGAACACUACCUGACCUUUGUCAAAUCCAAAUGACCCAAAGCUUCAAUGAGAGCCUGGGCUCCUCCCUGCACGCCGGUGAUCUUGGAGAUGGAACCAUCCUCAUGUGGCACAAAACCAUUCAGAGGCUUGCUUCUGAGGGGUCUGAAAGCAUGCGCCCAAGGGAGUACUUCCACAUUCGCACCAUACUGCCCUCCAACUGCUGUGCUGUGGGACAGGGGAAUGUUAAUGAAGGCUUGUUAAGAAUGCUCGGCAGUGUUUCGGAGAACGGUGGUUCAGAAAAUUCCAGGCCGGAGGUGGCUUAUGUUGCCAUACCCUUAAACCCUAGUGUAGACCAGAGAAGUUCCCACAAGCAAGCUGCUGGGUUGAUGCCAAAGGAGCUAGUUCAGCAAGGCACACUGAAGAUGGGGGAGGCAGAGAUGCACAGGAUUUCAGAGCCUCAGACUGCAACUGCUAUGCGUCUAGAGCACAUCAAUUUACUUCUCAACCAAAUGCAGAGACCUGCACAGAGAAACAGGAUUACAACUAGCACUCCUCUCCCCUCAAAUGAAUUAGAUGAAUCGGAGGAAGAGUUCAAUGCCAGCGUUUUUUUCUCCAAUUUCCAGCAUACCAUCAGGAGCGUGUCAAAGAACAGAGAGAAGCUGUUAAGAGAGUUGGAGUGUUCCGAGGGCAGAAGCUCCUCAGUGAGGCAAAACCACAAAGACGUCAACAAAGUGCUGGAGGAAAAGCUAAAACUUAAAGAGCUGGAGCUCCAGCAGAUGGUUCAACUGCUGCUGAUGAUGCAACAGGACCUUGAAGAGGUAAGGGGACAGUCUGAUCUCAAGGAUACUGAAAUAGCCUUGCUAGCCGAAAAGCUGAAACUUGAAGGAAAGCAACACAAGGAGAACACCGCCCGCUUUGAUAACACCUGCAAUUCUUUGAGGGGUAAGCUCCUAGCAAGCAAAGCUGACAACAAAACCUUUGUCAAGCAGCUCCGACAGCUUCUGGAGAAAUAUGAGAGGCUCAAAAAGCGUGCCUCUGCAGCCAAGAAGCAAUCAUAUAACGAUCGGGUUGACAAGGAGUGCGCUGAGAAAACUCUGAAGGAUGCUAAACAAGAGCGGGAGAAUUUAAACGCUGAGCAAAACCUUCUAAAAAAGAAGGAAGAGACAGCUCAGAGAGCUGUAUCAGAGCUGAUGGAAAAGUUGCGAUCCAUAGAGAAUUACUGUGAAAAGAAUGUCAAGGACAGAGGGAGACUGGAAGACGAGGCCUCCAAGAUGAAAAAAGAAAUGGAACAUCUGAGGAAUCAGCUUCAGAAGGCACAAAAUGAGACUCUGAGACUUGUGAAAAGCAUGUCGUCCAUCGAGUCGGAAAAAGAGGCAGCCAUAAAGCAGCUGCUGGAAUCCAAAGAGCGAGUCAACAUUAUGGAACUGAAAUUAGAUGAGUACAGGGCUGAGAGGGAAACCAAAAGCCUUCAAAUCAAAGAGAUGAGGCGUGAAGCAAAAAGGAGCCAAGACAAGCUGCGGGCGGAACUGCUUCUGGUACAGGAGAAUUACAAAGCCUGUGAAAAGAUUGCUGAAAGUAUGCAGGAAGAGAUUGCAACCUUGUCAAAACUAGUGCUUGAUCUAAAACAGGACAAACAGCUCCUGAAGGAAGAACUGGAAAACCUGCGCCAAGAUAAGAAACAACUUGAGCACAAGAGCCAACAAGAAGGCAAGAGGCUCAAGGAGGUUAUAACUUUACUGGGAAAGGAGAGAGACCUCCUCCAGAUGGAGCUUGGAGACCUGAGAAAGGAUUACUUAAACAUGAGUGACCGCAUUGCAGAAAGAAUGGGCCAGCUAGGCCAGGAUGAGACCCAUAUGUGCAUUAAUGAAUGUAUGUCUAUUUAUGAGGAGGCCAGACAGGAUUGCCAAAGAGUCCAGCAUACAGAUGACAAUGAGAAUGUAAUACGACAGAUAAAGAAGAGACUGGAGGAUGAAGAGGCCAGGUGCAUCCAGGUGUGAGCCUGAACUUCAGAUUCUCCUUUCUGUUUGGACAAAUAACAUGUAUAGAAAUCUGAAUAACCAAAAAGGUUUUCAGGAAUUUCAAGCCACUGAUGCUAGCUUGUGUAUGAAUGUGUAUGUAGUAUGAAUACAUGCUAUCCAGAUUUGAAUUUUUAGUCGACCAUUAAUGUCAUUUCUCUUCUUUUGUAGUAAGUUUGCCAACCAUUUGCUGAAAUAUUUAUUUUUGAGUUUUUUUAUUAAAUGGCAAAAUAUUGCUAACAUACAACACAACUAGUAAAUACAAUGAUUUCAUUUAACAAAUAUAUGGCUAUAUAAUUUUCAACAUCAAUAAAAUUUUUUUUUUUUUUGCUUUAAAAAUGAUCUUAUUCAAGGCCACAUUAAUGGUAUAAUUAACAUGAAACAAUACACUGCAAUAACUAUGGUAAAUUUUUAAAGGAUCAGGGCCAGGUCAGCCAAGUGGAUUCUUAACUCUUUAUGUUUGUUGU
This is a messenger RNA of Anguilla anguilla (European eel), 4217 nucleotides long. It is a transcript of the gene cccdc110, whose product is annotated as coiled-coil domain-containing protein 110. Bases 1786 to 3732 code for a protein of 648 amino acids. NCBI's taxonomy places the organism in Eukaryota, Metazoa, Chordata, Actinopteri, Anguilliformes, Anguillidae. The record is from RefSeq and is a predicted model, not a curated record. The transcript has 4 exons.